AUGUCAUACCAAGCCUACCAACUCACCUCCCCCAACACCCUAACCCUCACCACUCUCUCUUCCAUCCCGAAACCCGGGCCCAACCAAGCACUCAUCCGCAUCCAUGCCGUCGCGCUCAAUCCGCGCGACAACGCCGUCAUCAGCAACUCCCCAUCGUACCCACUCCGACCCAAACCCAACCUCGUCCCCUGCUGCGACGGCGCCGGAGUCGUCGAGACCCCCGGCUCCAGUUCCAUCUGGAGAGUAGGCGACCGAGUCAUCCUCCACGGUAAUACAUGGAUGACGGGGAACGAUCCGCGCGGAUUUGUGCUCAAGGAUACGCUCGGCUCGGGCGAGAACGAUGGAGCGUUGCAGCAGCAUCUCGUCUUCGAUGAUGCGCGGCUCGUUCGUGCCCCGGAGUAUUUGAGUAUGGAGGAGGCAAGUACGUUCUUUGCAGCGGGCUUGACGGCGUAUAGGGCGUUGUUUCACGGGCCGCGGCCGCUGGAGAAGGGGAUGACGGUGCUUACGCAGGGGACGGGAGGGGUUAGUUGUUAUGCUAUUCAGAUUGCCUCCGCAGCCGGCGCAACCGUAAUUGCCACCUCCUCCUCCGACGGAAAACUCGCCGUCGCCAAAAACUUGGGCGCAACCCACCUGAUCAACUACCGUACCACCCCCGACUGGUCCUCCACCGUCCUCGAACUCACCGCCAACAACGGCGUAGACAUCGCCCUCGACGUCGUGGGCGCGUCAUCCAUCGAGCAAACCCUCAAAGCCGUCGGCUUCGGAGGCGCGAUCAUAUGCCUUGGCAUGCUGGGCCAGAACCCUUUCGCGCCUGUCAAUGUGAUGCCGGCGAUUAUGAUGGGUGCGAAGACGGUACAGGGACAAUUAGGGGCGGGGAGUAAGGCGUUGGCGGAUGAGUUUGCGGGGUUUUUGGAGAGGCAUCCGUUUCGGCCGCAGAUUGCGAGGGUGUUUGAGUGGGAGACGGCGGCGGAGGGGUUGGAGGCGUUGAAAACACUGAGUGAGCCCGGGAAGAUUGUUGUUAGGGUGCGGUAGGACAGUGUUCUCAUACGACGUGCUUGUCUUGUGGAGGAGGUGAAGGAUUUUGCGCGCUUCAGGGAUAUCUGAGGUCAAAGAGAAGUCUAGGAUCAUGAUCAACCAUUGCCUUUUCCGUUCAAUGCAUUUCCGUUCGUUCCGUUCGUCAAGUUGCCCUUCGUUAGGCUUCCAUCCGUCUUCGUUUCCAUCGUUACACUAUCACCAUUCGGAACCGUGCCGUUAGGUGCCUUUUCAUUCCUCGCCCAUCCAUUCGCAUGGCCAGCACUGGCCUGUGCGGCAAGAUACCUCUUGUAGUCCUGUAGC
Baudoinia panamericana UAMH 10762 is the source of this 1335-nucleotide messenger RNA. RefSeq lists its product as uncharacterized. The transcript is spliced from 2 exons. NCBI's taxonomy places the organism in Eukaryota, Fungi, Ascomycota, Dothideomycetes, Mycosphaerellales, Teratosphaeriaceae. Bases 1 to 1032 code for a protein of 343 amino acids. The record is from RefSeq and is a predicted model, not a curated record. Gene Ontology annotation, molecular function: oxidoreductase activity.